AUGUUUUGGCUCACACAGGUUUUGACCGGUUUUGUGAACGGUUUUUUCUUUUCUUGGUUUUGUUUCCACCGUUUUUUUGCUCGGGGGCCCCACAUUGGCUUCAACGGGAUCCUCAUUUGGACCCAAUUCAUUUCGACCCAAAUCACGGCGGGGAAGGGGAGAGAGCGACGCAGAAGGGGAAAAAUAGCCGCCGUGGUCGGAGACGAGCCCGUCCGCCGUGGUCGAGCGGUCGCUGCGCCCUUCUGCAACCUGCGCGUGGGAGUGGGGCCUGCGGGGCCUCGGGCUUGGGGCGGCAUCUCCAUUGCUGUGCGUCGAGCUCGUCCUCAAGCUAUGGGUAGACUUCACACAAACUUUGCAAGUACAAACAUAGAGGAAGAUGGUUUAUCAGAAGAUGAUUUAUCAGAAGACAAUGAAGAAAGCUUCUGCAAUCCUGUGUCUAAGGACAAUGUGAGAGAUAGCAAUUUCGAUAAGGCACUUAUCGAGUUUUACAUGAAAAUCAUCUCUGAGCAAUCUAAGAAGUCAAGGAUGGAGAAUGCAGACAGUAAAGUGUGUACAAGGUACUCUGGAAAAUUGUUUUCAACUGUAAUCAAAGCAUUGACUGAUAAGCAGAUUUCUGUAAUCAAACUCUAUGGAAUGGAAUGCAUGUUGAAGUUUGUAAAAAUAGAUGUGCCUCUUAGAUUUGUGAAAUGGAUAGCAAGUGUUUUUGACACCAAUUCCUCAGAAAUUCAGUUAACAAAGAAAUUCAUUCCUGUUAAUAAGCAAACAAUCCAUAAUAUUUUGGAUCUUCCUAUUGGUGGAAUUGAGCUUGUCCCUGAUUGCGAAGCUGGCCGUGAAUUUAUGUUGUCUCAUUUCAAAGUAACUUCCAUUCCAAAUGUCAACUUCUUUGCCAACAAGCUAAUCUCCGGGGAAGAGUUGUCAGAUGAAGAUAUUUUCAUUUGCUUCUUGUCAGUUUGUUUCACAAGCUUCUUGUGUCCAAACUCAAGCCUAUUACCAAGCACCCAGUACUUUCACAUUUUCAAAGAUUGUAAAAGUUUUGCGAGAUAUGAUCUGUCCAAGUUUGUAUAUGACUGGCUAAUUACUAGCAUACGAAGUUUCAAGCUGGCGACAAAGAAAUUAUCAAAACGCACAAUCACUUUUGGGGGGUGCCACUAUGCUCUAGCUGUUUCAUAUCUUGAUAGUGUCGAAUUUGGAUUAAAUUCACUCCCCAAUGAGUAUCCACGAAUACUUGUUUGGAAAGGUAACAGAAUUAGGAAAUACUCUGAGAUGGAUAAAACUAGCAGGAACUCAUUUGGAAAAAGGCCAUUAAAGCGAUUGGUUCCUGCCUCAGUUUACCAGGUCGAAAGGUCAAUUGGAAAGGAUUCAUGCAAGAAGUUUUCAAAAACUUUUAGUUCUCCUUUCAACCUCAAUGGCAAGCUUAAGGCUUUGUUUUCAUCUUUCCUUACUAAUGAGGUCAUUGAUGAUAUUGUACAAAUCAUACACACCAACAAUAUUGGGAAACCUAAAGAUUUUGAAGCCUGGUCACAUUCUUUAGUAUGCGACGUGCUUAGUUGUUUGCAAAAUUCCCAGCAUGCUCCUGAGCCUUCAUGCAGCAACAAUUCAAUAGGAAAUCUUUUUCAAUUCAAAUUUCCUCACGGAAUGCAAAACAAUAAUCCAACUACAAGAAAUCUGAAACCAGCAAAUAACAAUGACAAUGAUAAGGCGACAAAAGUUCGCAACGAAGGGAUUCAAGAACCAAACAAGCGACAUAACAUUUUUGAUACGACAGACAUUCCUGACUUAGAUAGUGGUACUAUAAGUAAAGGGAAGCUUGCAUCCGGUAAAUACCAACAUUUGGCGAAGCUAUUAUCCAAACAUAAAGAUCAUACACCGCUUGACAAACCUGAUAAUCCAGAAACAGAAAGAAUUUCCAAACCACCCAUGGUACAUUCAUUUCAAACAAACAAUGGAAAACCAGUUCCUAUUUUGUCAGACAAAGGGCCGGACAGAAGAACCAGAAAACAACUUUUUGGGUCUUUUUUGACUGCAGACAUUUGA
Messenger RNA from Lolium perenne, 2034 nucleotides. The record is from RefSeq and is a predicted model, not a curated record. NCBI's taxonomy places the organism in Eukaryota, Viridiplantae, Streptophyta, Magnoliopsida, Poales, Poaceae.